AUGGUCAGCACGGAGAUCAAAGGGUUUCAUAUUCUACCGGUAAAAUUCUCCGGGUCCUCCGCCGAUCAUUACAUCUUCUUUAGGAAACAUGAGACCAGAGAACAAAAGAACACUUCUAGAGCAAUCUUCUUCUUCAACUUACCCAUAUGUACUACAGGAGCAGUGGUGAAGAAGUACUUGCAGCAAGUAGCCCUUGGGGCCACUAUGGAGCUGUUUACAGCCAGUAUCCUCACUGAAUGUCCUGAAGAUGUGUGGUUAGAUAUGACUAGAUUGACGUCUGAUUUGGAGUUGAAUGGGUUAAAGGAUGAAGGUGGUGGAUCCAAGUUGCCUAGAAACUGUGGGAUAGUCACGUUCAUUGAUAAGGCGGCGUUCCAGCUUGCAUUCACAGCAUUGAAAGCUCUAAGUUCCCUGGCAAAUGUCACUGAAUGGCCCUUGAAUGAUCUUGGGUCCAAAUUUUUCAGAUCUUGUUUGAAGAAACAAAUAUUGGACCCCGUAGAGUUGGCCCAAACCAUCGCUCAAUCUGUGGUUGACUUUGACAGGGCUGAGGCUGAGUCUAUAGAGCAAUUACAGAACCAAACUCAGUUGGUAGACGAAGAUGGGUUUACUAUGGUUGUGGGAACUCAUAGGAAGACCAAGGCAGGGAUAUUGGGUAAGCAGAAAUUGGCAGCAAGUGUUGAAGUGGAAAAGGCAAAGGAUAAGUUAAAGAAGAAGGAGAAGGAUGAUUUCUAUAGAUUCCAAUUGAGACAAAAGAAGAAGGAUGAAAUGAAUGAUUUGUUGAUGAAAUUCAGACAAGAUCAAGAAAAGGUCAGGUUAAUGAAAGAAAAGAAAAGAUUCAGACCUUAUUAG
Lizanozyma spartinae is the source of this 846-nucleotide messenger RNA. RefSeq lists its product as uncharacterized. NCBI's taxonomy places the organism in Eukaryota, Fungi, Ascomycota, Pichiomycetes, Serinales, Debaryomycetaceae. The coding region runs from base 1 to 846 and encodes 281 amino acids. The record is from RefSeq and is a predicted model, not a curated record. Gene Ontology annotation, cellular component: UTP-C complex; CURI complex. The transcript has a single exon. Gene Ontology annotation, biological process: rRNA processing; ribosomal small subunit assembly.